AUUUGUCCCCUAAAACUUAUCACCCCGCAAAAUGGGAUCCAAACCAUCUUCGUUAGGGGUCAUGAUCGAGGAAGUGCGCCAGUGAUUACCCCGGACAAUCAAAUCUUCCCCCGAAUGUCUCAUCGUUCCACAGCCCGGAUCGUUGCCACCGUCAUCAUCAUAGCGUAGCGGCAGUGCGUCUAUCUUUGUCACGAAGUACAGCAGGUCGCUUUGCGACCUUGUCACUUGUUAUCAUCAUAUGCGUCCAGACUGAGACACAGAAGAAGCGCCACAGCAACACCAGAGGACAUCGUCCGUCUAUAAAAGCUUAAAUCUGCUGGGAAACAACACGCGCAGUCUCCGCUUCCUCGCUAUCAAAAGUGAGCCUCUUUCCAUCUGCCAUGAGCACUAGUUGGGCAGCAGUCAAGCAUAAGCUUGAAUGUCCUAAAGACGAAGAUGCCAAUUAUGAAAAUACGACUUGGUGCAACCGCGACUUGAUCCCAAUCCCUCCAGAUCGCCGAACGUUUCACAUAUGGUCCUAUCUCGGUUACUGGACUGUGUCUGGAUCUAAUCUCUCUGCGUGGUCCUUGGGCAGCACUCUUCUCGCGUUUGGACUUAGCCCCGCAGAGGCAAUUGGAGUACUUAUAUUAGGAGGCUUUCUUACUGGUUGUCUUGCGGUUGUGGCCGGGUGGCCUGGAGCAAAACACAACAUCGGCUUUACUGUUUCCAGUAGAUUCUCUUGGGGCAUGAGGGGAUCGUACUUUCCCGUGAUUAUUCGUUGCUUUACAGGCUGUAUCUGGUUCGGCAUUCAGGCAUUCUGGGGAGCUCAGGCAACUAGGGUCACUCUUGGAGCUAUCAUUCCUGGCCUCGCCCAUAUGCGAAACAGCUUUAGCGAAAGUUCUCACCUUGCAACGAACGAUUUUAUUGGGCUCGUCAUCUGGAUGUGUGCCUUCAUCCCCGCCAUCCUCAUCAAGCCGGAGAAACUACAGAUCCCUUUUCUUAUUUGCUUUUUCCUCUUCUGUGGCUCUUGUUUUGGUAUACUAAUAUGGAGCGUCUCAACUGCCAAUGGGGUUGGUGAGCUCUUUCACCAGAAAAAGGAUACCACGAACAUGGGCUGGGCCUUCAUGUUUGGUAUCACCUCGGUGUUGGGCGCUUGGGGAUCGGGGACGCUCGGCCAAUCUGAUUGGACUCGAUAUGCAAAGACUAAACAUUCACCGACUCUGUCUCAGCUGAUUGCAACUCCACUGACAAUUACAGUAACCGCCGUCAUUGGUAUCAUUGCCACAAGUGCAUCAAAUCACAUAUUGGGUGGAGAGAUUCUAUGGAAUCCUAUCUAUUUACUGGCAGCAGUGCAGGAACACUACCACUCUAGUCCAGGGGUACGAGCGGCGGUCUUCUUCGCAGGCAUCGGGAUUGUGGCUUCACAGCUUUCAAUUUCCAUUGUAUUAAAUUCCAUGUCCACUGGUAUGGAUUUGGCGGGAUUAUGGCCAAAGUACAUCAAUAUCCGACGCGGUUCGUACGUCAUGAUGGUUGUGGGCAUAGCCACACAGCCAUGGCAGCUUCUCGCAACGGCAAGCAAGUUCCUCACAGUUCUUAGUGGCUUCGGUGUAUUCAUGGGCCCGUUGACUGGUAUCCUGUUGGCUGAUUAUCACAUCCAUUGGCGACGCAAACUACAGCCGAACGAUCUCUACGUUGGAAACGAGCAUUCAGCAUAUUGGUAUCAGCAUGGGUUCAAUUGGAGACCAUUUAUUGUUUUUAUACUGUGCAUGUGGCCAGGGCUACCUGGCCUUGUCGCGACCGCCAAUGGCUAUACGGACAAGAAAUACCAGAAUUGGAUCCAUAUUUACAACAUUUCCUUUCUUCUUGGCCUCACAACCUCAUUUGUAUUAUUCACUGUUGUAAAUUAUAUCUGCCCUGUUGGGGUCCCAGCCAAAGAAACCCUUUUUCUCUCUGGGGAGGCACUUGAUGAGGAGUUGCCUAACACAGCCGGCAAAAAAGACCAGAUAAAAGUUGACGGUGCUCCGAAGACGAUUAAUAACAUAUGGAUCAACGGAAAAGAAUAAUCUGUUUACUCCGUAGUCUUGUCAAUAUAUUCAUUUCGCC
Trichoderma harzianum CBS 226.95 is the source of this 2082-nucleotide messenger RNA. RefSeq lists its product as hypothetical. The coding region runs from base 381 to 2042 and encodes 553 amino acids. Gene Ontology annotation, biological process: nucleobase transport; transmembrane transport. Gene Ontology annotation, molecular function: nucleobase transmembrane transporter activity. The record is from RefSeq and is a predicted model, not a curated record. The transcript is spliced from 12 exons. NCBI's taxonomy places the organism in Eukaryota, Fungi, Ascomycota, Sordariomycetes, Hypocreales, Hypocreaceae. Gene Ontology annotation, cellular component: plasma membrane.